AUGGCCUCACUUGGCCGUCGCCCCCGCUGCACGCUGCUGCUACUCGGCUUCGCCUGCUGCCGCGCAUGCGCGCCCGAGCCCCGCGCACUCACCGCCCCAUCUGGCUCCGGCGAGCGCGCCGCUGCCGAGCUCGCUCUGCCAACACUGGCCGCUCGCCGCGUCCGCCUCCGCCCACUUCUGCUGCUGCAGCCGCCCCCUGCAUCGGCGCUCUACAUCCGCGCCCGCGCCCCUGGAGCCCCGCGCUCGCCCGCAUCCUUCGCCCCCGCGCGCGUCCUCCGCUGCCCGGCCUCCAUUGGGAUCCGCGCCGCCACCAGCCACCUCCCUCCUCUCCUCCGCCGCCAAGUGGCUCCAGCCACCUCCAUCCCGCAGGGCCCGUCAGGACCCAGUUUGGGCCCUGGGAAGCCCAUCUGGGCCCGGAGCCACCGCUCGCCCCGCCCGCGCCCGAGAGGCCGUGCCUCCCACCGCUGGAGUGCCCCGUUCGUCCCGCCGCCUCGAGGCACCCCGGCGAGCCUCGCCGUCGCCAGCGCGCCUUCCCUCCGCCGCCGCGCCCGCAGUGCCCCGCCUCGCCGGCGAUGCCCUUCGCCUCCCCGCUCCUCCGCCGGACCGCUCGUCCUCGCGCCGCCUCCCGUCGCCGUCCGCCCCGCCGAUGACCUCGCCCCGCGGCCAUGCCCGUCCAACCGCCGCCUCCUCGUCGCCGUUUGGCCUCGCUCCGGCAAGAUCCGGCACAGCGCCGCCCCGUUCUGGCCUCGCCGCUGGCCGGAGCCGGAGUUCUGCCGCGCCGGCGCCCCUGCCUCGUCCCGCUCGCCGUUGACCGUCCAGCCGCGUCCCCGCGUCGGCCUGACCCCGUGGGCCCCGCGGCCCAGCCGAACUCCCCGCGGCCCAGCCCAGCGUCGGGCGCAGCCCCGGCCUGCCUCCUCCUCCUUCUGGGCCGAAGCCCAAUGGGUGAGCGCCAUAUUCCUCGCCCGCAGCGCUGUUUAA
Molecule: messenger RNA, 978 nt
Organism: Aegilops tauschii subsp. strangulata
Lineage: Eukaryota; Viridiplantae; Streptophyta; Magnoliopsida; Poales; Poaceae
Source: RefSeq, a predicted model, not a curated record